AGAAUGAAAGGGUAUAUAUCAACGGAGGAAUGGCUGUAGAACGUAGUUAGAGUAAUUGGUUGGCUGGAGUUGGAUCUGUUGAAUGGAAAAGGCGGUAUAGGCUCACUGCCCCUCUUCACGUCAGCGGUGAACAUAAAUAGUAGGUUGUUUAUUGGUAACAAUAUAUAGGAGUUGGUGGGGAAUUUGUGAUAUGUCAAAUAUGGUUGAUUUCGUUAAUAGCCUUCAUAAUUGAUUUGAAGGCAGCAGAAAGGUCCGCCACCGUAAAAGAAAAGUCACAAAUCCAGCAGAAUCUUUGAUUGCGAAUAGAACUAGAAACAUUGGGUCAAAACGAGAAUAGGCAACGGGCCAUGUCAAGGAGCGAAAGAACAAACGGUAGGGAACAGAAGGUGAAACACAGGUCUAUGUUCAAAAACAACCACCAAGAUCAAGAACUAAAGCAAACAAGUCAAACUUGUGAUCAUAUGGACCAAGAUUUAUAGCAGUUUAGUGGUGCACACGAUGUUUUAAACAUAGGAUACUGUGCAGUCAAACCUAAAAAAGUUAAACCUGUUCUUAAGGCAAUAGCUAGCUCUACAAAAGACAUUGCCUUUACCGAUACAAGCGAGGCGGUUAGGCGGAUUUGUCCUUGGAAACCUUAAAAGAAUCUAGAAACAGGCCACUGGUAGUGCUAUCCACAACAUGUCCACCUCAAACGAAGUAGACACCCCCGGAGAUGCCGGAGACCAAAUAUCGGCCAUGAAUAGUGCAUUUUAUACUUCACACCCAAGAUUGAACUUGUGCAAUCUUUAGAUCAAGAAUCCAUAGGCUCUAUUGUUUCGGGCGGCUACAAGUCUCCUGGCGGGUAACUUGCAUGCCAGGCCCCUUUUCUCCCAUUUUUCACAGUCAGAGGACAAGGGAACUUGGGUGAUAGGCAGAAGCUCUGGUGGUCUGAUUCGCUAACAGACGAACCUCGCCAAGAGGCACUUUACCACCAUUCACACGGUAAUAUAAUGGGGAAGAUUUGACGAGGGUUGCCGCCAAGGCCGAUGUAAUAGGAGACAAACUCCAAGCAAGGCAAAGAACUCUCCACUGCGUGUAUGACGGACGCGUAUCUGUAGAGCGAAUGAUGUGAGUCUGUGAUGCAAGGCAGGCAUAUAUAGCCGGAUGUGUACAUUGAUUAGCGCCGUUUUGAAUUGGAAACUGCAGCCGUCACUUGCUCGAAUCACAGGCCUUGACUGCAUAGAUACUUAAAGAUUAUGCAGGGAAUACUAAACCGUUUGAGCAAUAUGUGUUACCAGUUAAAUGGAAAACGGAGAAGUGUUAAUCACCGUUUAGAAUUAUUCUCACUUUUUUUCGGCCUCUCAUUUGUGGCUGCAAAAUAUAUAACCUCACAUAAUAACCACCAACAGCCACACACACUACCAUGCUUGGUCUGGCCCAGUCCCAGGUGUCGUUUGUGUCUCCAUCCACUAUCCCCCGUUCUGCCUCCAUCGGCCACCUCAUGAACGCUUUCCGCAUGUUGGCACAAUCACAUGCCUCCACCAAACCCAGGUCCUCUGACACCACCAACCAGAGAACACGACCUUUGCAGUCUCCACCCAUUCAGGGUGCCACCGCCUCGCCCCAAGCACCCCCAUGUGAAUCGCAAACAUCCGUUACCAUCUGCAGCUCGCAGUUCCACAAACGCCUCCGGAGAACAAAACACAUCACUCUUAGUGGAACCAAUCUCAGGUGCAUCAAUCUACUGGGCACCAUGACCCGGGAUUGCCCUGUGCCAGUGGUGGCUCCCGAACAUAGAACGGCUGAAUUCCCUCUCGCCCACGUAGUGUUCUUUGAUAAAAUAAAAGAUGGUGUGAACUGUGCGCAAGCAUCAGGUGAUUUCUAAACCACCCAUUUCG
This is a messenger RNA of Yamadazyma tenuis ATCC 10573, 1877 nucleotides long. The record is from RefSeq and is a predicted model, not a curated record. Lineage: Eukaryota; Fungi; Ascomycota; Pichiomycetes; Serinales; Debaryomycetaceae.